AUGGCGGCGUUUAAGGCGGUCACCUGGUGGAAGUUUGGAAGCUUCUCGGUUCAGCCCGAAAUCGAUGGUAGUCAGUAUGGCAAUGAAGUGAUUGAGGUAAUUAGAAGAAACUUUUAUGUAGACAAUCUCCUCAUAGCAUCUGAUGACAAGGAAUCUAUGAAACAGUUGGUGAAAGACCUCAUUGAUCUAUGUGCUGCAGGAGGUUGGCGCCUGAAUCAGUGGACAUCUAACAACAAAAACAUUCUGGCGACAAUUCCUGAAGCCGAGCGAGACAUUUCAGUUGCAUCUCUGGACUUGAGUAAGGAUGAACUUCCAAUGGAAAGAACUCUGGGAAUGCAUUGGUCAAUGGAGAAUGACUAUUUCACCUACAAGAUCAAGCCAAACGACAAGCCACUAACUCGACGAGGAGUGUUAUCAGUAGUGGCUUCCAUCUAUGAUCCUUUGGGUAUGGUUGCACCUUUCACCUUGCCUGCUAAGCUGCUGCUACAAGACAUGUGCCGACAGCAGUUGGGAUGGGACGAGGAGAUGGAAACGGCUGAGGUGACACAAUGGAAGGCAUGGCUCAAUCAACUUCCCAAGCUGAGAAAUUUCAAGGUGCCUAGAAGUUUUAUUCCCAUGUCCUUUGGCACUGUCAGGUCCUGUCAAUUACAUCAUUUUGCAGAUGCUAGUCAAGUUGGAUAUGGUAUUGCCUCAUACUUGAGGCUUGAAAGUGCCACUGGUGAAGUCUACUGCACUCUGGUAAUGGGAAGAUCAAGAGUAGCUCCAUUGAAAAGGAUGACCAUUCCAAGAUUAGAGUUAACUGCUGCGACUGUAGCAGCACGUAUGGAUCAGAAGCUACGCUCAGAACUGGACUUGAGAUUAGAAAAGUCUGUCUUCUGGACUGACAGUACUUCUGUAUUGAAGUAUUUAUUUAAUGAAAAGGCGAGAUAUCAAACAUUUGUGGCCAAUAGGGUGAAUCUCAUUCGUGAAUUAUCACCUAUUGAAGCUUGGAGGUAUGUAGAGACUCGGUCUAACCCAGCAGAUUUAGCUUCAAGAGGAGUUGACAUGGACAGCUUCCUCGCCUCUUCAAUCUGGAUCACUGGGCCGACCUUUCUUAGUGAAAAUGAGAAAAUGUGGCCCAUACUACCAAAUGACGUCAAGAGAGGAACCUUAGAGGACGACUCAGAAGUAAAACCACCACAAUUAGUCUGUGAAACAGUCAUCACAGCAAUGUCAUUCAUUGAGGAAAUUGCCAGUCGCUUCUCGAAUUGGAUGACAUUUGUGCACUGCAUUGCCUGGUAA
Penaeus vannamei (Pacific white shrimp) is the source of this 1281-nucleotide messenger RNA. The record is from RefSeq and is a predicted model, not a curated record. Lineage: Eukaryota; Metazoa; Arthropoda; Malacostraca; Decapoda; Penaeidae.